AUGCAUGAUCAGCAACCUUCAAGUAGCAGUGAGCUACAUGCCAACGACAAUGAGGAUCCUGCCCCUUAUCCGCAGUGUCAUCAGGGCGAUCCCCUAGCUGACCAUGAUUUUUCCGAACGGCCCGAUCUGGCCUCUCUGGGCUUCUAUGAUCACGAGAGGUAUCCUGACGGAGACGCUUGGGCGGAUGGAAUUGAGGACGUGGACCUUCUUAGCUCUUUCCCUUUCUCCACCUUGGUGACGGAAUCCGCUAGCUUUGUAAACCCAACUUCCUUUUCGACUGUACAGGUUGAUGAUCAACCCAAUUUUGACGAAUUAUUUGACACGGUCAAGACUGCUAGUGCGGCCAAUGGGGUAGAUUCAUGCCCUACCCUAAGCCCAGAUAUUGUCGAAUACCCCUGGGCGGAUAUAAACAUCUAUCAGGGUGGCUUUUCCACGCCGGAUAUUGACAGCUGGCCCAGUCCUUGGACAACCAUGACCAGCGAGCCAGAAAGCGCUGGUGCUUCGUCUCGUUCACAGCGAGGCAGCCGGGGCAUUCAACCAACGUUCGUACCCAUAUUGCCUAAGCCGGGCCAAAACCUAACGCGGCCAGAAGAGCAGUCAACAUUCUCGUACAAACGUCAGUUCAAUAAAUGCCCUGCACGGUUUCCUGACGCUAAAAAUCGAAAGAUUCACGAAGACAAGGCACAUGGUUACUUGAGAAAGGCUGGUCGACCCCGUAACCGCGACAGGCCACUACCCCGGUCCGCCUCGUGA
Aspergillus puulaauensis is the source of this 753-nucleotide messenger RNA. RefSeq lists its product as uncharacterized. The coding region runs from base 1 to 753 and encodes 250 amino acids. The record is from RefSeq and is a predicted model, not a curated record. NCBI's taxonomy places the organism in Eukaryota, Fungi, Ascomycota, Eurotiomycetes, Eurotiales, Aspergillaceae. The transcript has 3 exons.